Tripterygium wilfordii is the source of this 2378-nucleotide messenger RNA. RefSeq lists its product as uncharacterized. Lineage: Eukaryota; Viridiplantae; Streptophyta; Magnoliopsida; Celastrales; Celastraceae. The transcript is spliced from 8 exons. The coding region runs from base 188 to 1942 and encodes 584 amino acids. The record is from RefSeq and is a predicted model, not a curated record.
UUGCUUGUUCCACCAACUCUUCAUUUCCAAAUUUUAACAAAAACAAUGAUAUGCUUCUUUUUGUCGUUGUUGCUUUACACGCCGAAAUGUCAAACCGCCAUCAAAUCCUCGACGACGCCUCUGUCUUUACCUCCAACAACACUUCCAAUCUAUCGUUGAAACCAUCUAUGCCGCCGUCCAAAUAGUAAUGGCGUUCUCCGCAUUCAAAUCGUCGACGAGAAGAGGAAAUCCGGCCAAUACUUCCUCCUCUGCGAAGACGUUAUCUGACAAAGAAAGUAGAGAUAAUUCGAGUUCGAAGUCAUCCAAGAAUGUAUCGUCUCGCAGAUCAAGAAGCGUGAGUGCGUCCGCGAGAUCGAACUUGGAUGUCUCUUCUUCCUCCACCUCGGAGUUCUUGAACAAGAGAGAUAAUCCUCUAUUUUGGAGCGGAGGUGGCAACAACAAUGGCGUGGAAGUUGAUGAAAUCGUAUUGCUCAAGAAGGACGUGGAUUUGAGUUCUAAGUCGGUUGGUGCGGCUGAUGGUAGUAGGGGACGAUCCACUUCGCGAGAUGGUGGUGUCGGGCAGAUGCAGGUUGGGAGGAGUUUGUCGAGAGUGGAUACAGGGCGGCGGGGUCGCUCUGCGUCCCAGUGUCCGGUUUCAAGGCGCCAAUAUAUUAAUUCUGAGAGUGAAGCUGAGCAAGAAAUUAAUUUAUCAUCGAAACAUGGAAGUAGAAGUAAUCAGAACGGGGCAUUGAAUUGUGAUGGGAAAAAGAAGUCUAACAUAGUCAGGAGUAGUUCUGAUGUCCUGGAUAAAAUGAAAAGCCCGGGAUUCCGGUCCAGUCGGAGUCCUUCGGGUACCUUAGAUUUUGAAGAUGGAGUUUCAACCAGUUCAUAUUCUGAAGCUGAAGAAAAAACCAUAAAAGCAGUGUUUGAACAAAUGAAGUCAUUCCAGGGGGAUAAUCUGGGUGGAGAUGGCCCUACUAGUGGCAUAUAUGAAACCGUUAGAUCUGAAGUCAGACGCGCUAUAUCUGACAUCCAGAAUGACCUUGAAAGUGCCAUUCGAAGAAGUAAUGCAGCUGCUAUUGCAACUACCAGUGUAACUGAUAUUCCUCCUGAUUUGGUGAAUCCAGCUGCGGUCGAAUUAGUUUCUGACAUCAGAAGAGAAUAUGCCAAGAAACUUGAGCAGUCCCAAGAACGAGCUAGAAAACUUCGAGCAGACUUGGCCGUUGAGGAGCACCGUGAGCUGGAGCUGAGUAGAAUUCUGAAGGAAGUACUUCCAGAUCCCAAGAGCUCAAGUUUGCAAAAAUCUCGUCCAGGAAGAAAAGCAAGCAUUGAGAGAAGGAAAAUGUCGAAACGUCUGACAGAAGAAGCCAUGGCGUAUUUUGAUGAAUGUGUAUCAAUAUCAACUUUUGAUAGCUCUGACUUCUCAUCACAAGAAGACCCACCAAUUAGUUCAGUUGGAGUAACUACCCCGGUUGGUGAGCAUAUCUCCUUAUCCCAGGUAGGUUCAAGCAUUUCAAUCACUCGUCCCUGCAGUCGCCUCAAUGAUAAACAGGAAUUAAGCACCAAAGGCCUGUUCAUGGAAAGCCACGGCACAUUAGAACCAUCAGCCGGCAGCAGCAGUAGGGAUCCUACUCUGGAUCAUUUCAAUUCAUACAGCUCAGACAGAGAGCAAGGGUGCAAAUUUCAGUUUUCUUUCUCACCCAAGUCUGGUGAAACUUUUGAGCUUCAAGAAGACAUUAAGAAGUACGUUAGAGACUUCGAGAAAGACCCGGAAAAUGUCAACAUCAAAUCAAAGGAUGUAAGAUCGAGCCAAUAUGAUCUGGAAGAAAAUAGCUUGUAUGCAUCACGCCAAAGCUUAUUAUUCGACAGAGUGAUCUUUAAGAACAGGACAGAGUCUGGAAGCAUGCUACUUUGCGGUGGUUGUUUUGCCAGUGCAUUAUCACCUUUUGCUUCUGCAAUUUAAAGUAGGUUGUUGGGAGUAUCACAUGUUGAAUGCGAGAGUCUAUGCUGCUCUGUAGUCGCUCAUGGCAAAAAACCUGCUAUUUAUAUGCAGUUGGGAGUUAUUUCCAAUUCCAUGUAUAGGGCCUGGUUGGUUUUGUGUUUCUCACUUUCUCUCUCCAUCAUGCCUGACUUCCACAAGUGAUAUACUGGCAAUGGGGGAGGACCUGUAAAGUUUGGCAAGCAAAGAAGGAAUGAUGCAGAAGAAUUCCAUGUUGGGUGGUGGUCUCUCUCCUUGAUCGGUCAGUUAGUCCUUCAAAAACACUCUUGCACUGCAUUAAUUUACUUACCAUGGAUGUUGAGGCGCUCUCUCUGAUUUUCUUUUCUUUUCUAUUUCCCUCUUUUUAGUUAAUUUAGAUGCUGAUAAUUCAUACAUUAUAUAAUCAACUGUUUUGUGAUUA